AUGGUCGUGGACUACAUUUCACGUUAUAUCGAAAUAACCAGACUUGUGUCAACUACGUCACAAGCUAUCAUCAAACAUUUGAAGUCAAUGUUUGCGCGACACGGGAUCCCAGAAGUGUUGGUGUCUGACAAUGGACUACAAUAUGCCAGCGCAGUAAUUCAGAAGUUUUCAUAUGAGAACGGCUUUCUACAUAGUACGAGUAGCCCCCACUACCCCCAAGGCAACGGGGAAACAGAAAGAGGUGUGCAGACUGUUGAAAGACGUCUGCAGAAUUCGUCCGACCCAUAUUUAGCAUUAUUAGCGUAUUUGCAUGCUUCUCUACUGCGAAACGGAUGCAGUCCUGCAGAACAGUCGAUAGAGCGGAAAAUUAGGACGACAAACCUUACUCCACGGGGGCCAGACCUUGAGAAGGUCAAACUAAAGGAGGAAAUGAACAAAGCUAUACAAAAAGAUAUUUUGACAUCUCCCACCGCGUGUUGA
Mizuhopecten yessoensis (Yesso scallop) is the source of this 480-nucleotide messenger RNA. RefSeq lists its product as uncharacterized. NCBI's taxonomy places the organism in Eukaryota, Metazoa, Mollusca, Bivalvia, Pectinida, Pectinidae. The record is from RefSeq and is a predicted model, not a curated record. The coding region runs from base 1 to 480 and encodes 159 amino acids. The transcript has a single exon. Gene Ontology annotation, biological process: DNA integration. Gene Ontology annotation, molecular function: nucleic acid binding.